AUGCUGAAACGAUCGGAGGAGGUGGUAGUCGCUCGGGGCAAGGCGCGCGUUAUCGUGCAGCAAGGGAACGUUGUUGAGCUUUGGGUGCUCCUUGCGGAUCUUCUCGGCCAGUCUUUGCAGUUGAGCGCAGUAGACCUCGGCAGUAACUGUCGUGUCGUCCGGCAGCGGCUCGAAAUGGUAGAUUCCAUGAACUCCUCACCAGACGCUCAGCAUGACCUUCUUCUCAUGAAUUUCACCUUUCACGAAAGGACCCGGCAUUCCAUCGCCAGCGCACCAUGCACGUUCGUGGGUGUGGUUGACGUAGAGGACCCAUUUUUCAUCUCCAGUGACAAUGGUGUCCAGUCAGUCGAAUCUGCGGCUUCUGGAGAACAACUGAGUGCAGAUGUCCAAGCGUCUUUGGUGGUUGUCGUCGCUCAAUGCAUAUGGGAGCCACUGACCGAGCAUUUUCACCACUCUGAGAGAUCGCAGUCCAUUGCUCACGGUGGACAGCGAACAGCCAAGACUGGCACCAAAAUACCGCACACCUUCAUAUGA
This is a messenger RNA of Necator americanus (New World hookworm), 534 nucleotides long. RefSeq lists its product as uncharacterized. NCBI's taxonomy places the organism in Eukaryota, Metazoa, Nematoda, Chromadorea, Rhabditida, Ancylostomatidae. The record is from RefSeq and is a predicted model, not a curated record. Bases 1 to 534 code for a protein of 177 amino acids. The transcript has 2 exons.